Messenger RNA from Rhinopithecus roxellana (golden snub-nosed monkey), 296 nucleotides. Its product is annotated as cytochrome c oxidase subunit 7C, mitochondrial. The transcript is spliced from 2 exons. Lineage: Eukaryota; Metazoa; Chordata; Mammalia; Primates; Cercopithecidae. The record is from RefSeq and is a predicted model, not a curated record. Gene Ontology annotation, biological process: mitochondrial electron transport, cytochrome c to oxygen. Bases 68 to 259 code for a protein of 63 amino acids.
UCUGGCAGGAGUUGGGGAUAAAAUUGAGCCCGUGGCACAAUGGGGAGAUAGAGCUUCCAGCAGCGCUAUGUUGGGCCGCAGCAUCCGGAGGUUCACAACCUCUGUGGUCCGUAGGAGCGACUAUGAGGAGGGCCCUGGGAAGAAUUUGCCAUUUUCAGUGGAAAACAAGUGGGCGUUACUAGUUAAGAUGUGUUUGUACUUUGGAUCUGCAUUUGCUGCACCGUUCCUUAUAGCAAGACACCAACUGCUUAAAUCAUAAGGAUGUUUCAGUUCGUCCAUUUAACAGAUAUGAAGAA